UGUAUCAAUCGCACUGAUACCCCAUACGCAGAGUUAAGGAGACGCACCAGUCUGCUCAAGGUGCUGGAUCUGCAGCGGACAGUAACGUGCUGGUAGCGCUCAGAAUCUCAGGUUUACUUAGGUUUUCUUUGACAUACCUACUGGAGACAAUUUACACGCAGACCGUUCUGUACAUAUUUCCCUCCGGGCAAACUAAAGUGAUAUUUACAGCUAAGCCUUGCUCAGUAGCCUGUUGCCUGCUCACCGCCCAGCUGCUGUGAAUAUGUGCAAGAAGAGACUGGGGGGAAUGCGGAUACUUUCUGUUUUCUGCAGAAAUGAUGCGUGGAUUCACUCUGACUAACGUGGACAGAACGGGACUGCAGAGCAGGAACUGCAGCGAACGGGAAAACCGCUUCCUUAUAGCUAGGUAACAGCAGACGCAAAACACAUUGGUCGCUGGUCCACUAACUCGGCUCCCGAAUGGAAAUACGCGAGACGCGCGACCAUCUACAGCUUCCAGCCUAACGGAGCGUGAGCUUGGUUCACCUGGACUUUAUACUGAAACCUUGCACUUACACUGAAGUCAGCCUACGAGGAAGGCUGCAAACGGCAUUCGAAGCAGACGCUGAAAAUGCUCCCACAGUAUCCUGACAUGGCCCUUUAGGUUGGUUUCUUCAAGGAGCACUUUGUGGAUAUACAAAUACCGAUUAUCCCUUUUUCCAUGCAGAACAUUUCGAUGGACCCUUUGGAAAGCGUUUCUUAGUCGAUCGACCCUUUCUUGAAAGCACAGAUUGACCAUGGUCUCCGGCGUCCGCGCUCUUAUGGUCCUGCUGCUCUGUCAGGUGCUGCUGGAAGGUUCGAUCGGGCUUAUUCCCGAAGUUGGCCGACGGAAAUACAGCGAGUCUGGGCGACAAAGCCCACCGCUCUCGGACUCUAUUCUCAACGAUUUUGAACUUCGCCUGCUCAACAUGUUUGGACUGAAGCGGAGACCGAACCCAAGCAAGUCUGCCGUGGUUCCGCAGUACAUGUUAGAACUCUACAACAUGCAUGCGGGGACUGGGGACCAUAACCCCAGCCGAACCAGAACCCCGGCGGGGAAACACUCCGAACGCGCUGCGAGCAGAGCGAACACGGUUAGGAGUUUUCAUCAUGAAGAAUCCAUGGAGCGUCUGAGCAGCCAUGGUGGGAAGACCAUGCAGCAUUUCCUCUUCAAUCUCACCUCCGUCCCCAGCGAGGAGCUGGUCACGUCCGCAGAGCUCAGGAUUUUCCGGGACCAGGUGAUGAUGGACACCAUCACCAAUGGCACCGCCGGCCAUCACCGCAUCAACGUCUAUGAAAUCUUCAAGCCCGCCCUCCACUCUGAGGAGCCAAUCGCACGGCUUCUGGACACGCGGCUGGUGCAUCCCAGCCUGAGCAAGUGGGAGAGCUUCGACGUGAGCCCGGCAGUGUCUGGGUGGACUGCUGAGGGGCGCGAGAACCACGGCUUCAUGGUGGAGGUGCUGCACCCGGACGGAGCGGGGCAGGACGACAGGAGACACGUGCGGGUCAGCAGGUCCCUGCACGCGGACGAGGACACCUGGCCCCAGCUGCGGCCGCUGCUGGUGACUUUCAGCCACGACGGCAAGGGCCACGCCCUCCACCGGCGAGAGAAGCGGCAGGCCCGGGCCAAGCAGAGGAAGAAGCAGAGGGCCAGCUGCCGCCGGCACUCGCUGUACGUGGACUUCAGCGACGUGGGCUGGAACGACUGGAUUGUUGCCCCGCCCGGGUACCACGCCUUCUACUGCCACGGGGAGUGCCCCUUCCCUCUGGCGGACCACCUCAACUCCACCAAUCACGCCAUCGUCCAGACGCUGGUCAACUCCGUCAACAGCAACAUCCCCCGUGCCUGCUGCGUCCCCACAGACCUCAGCCCCAUAUCGCUGCUCUACCUGGACGAGCAUGAAAAGGUGAUUCUGAAGAACUACCAGGACAUGGUGGUGGAGGGCUGUGGCUGCCGCUGAACACUGAAACACAUGGACACUUUAUUUCCC
Messenger RNA from Megalops cyprinoides (Indo-Pacific tarpon), 2009 nucleotides. RefSeq names its product bone morphogenetic protein 2a (gene bmp2a). The transcript is spliced from 3 exons. Gene Ontology annotation, molecular function: growth factor activity; BMP receptor binding; cytokine activity. The record is from RefSeq and is a predicted model, not a curated record. Gene Ontology annotation, cellular component: extracellular region. Gene Ontology annotation, biological process: BMP signaling pathway; SMAD protein signal transduction; negative regulation of transcription by RNA polymerase II. Bases 777 to 1979 code for a protein of 400 amino acids. Lineage: Eukaryota; Metazoa; Chordata; Actinopteri; Elopiformes; Megalopidae.